UCCAUUGCCCUCGUCUCUCCUUUGACGUCACUUCCGCUUCCUUCCAGAAAACAUGGCGGCCUCCUCCGUUCGCGUCCUGUCGAAGAUCAUUCACGGACACUUCCUCCCGGCUGCUGCAGUCCGGCAUCAAACCAGCAGUUCACGGGCUCGAGUCUCAGCGGUGCCGUGUCCUGCGGUGUCGCUCGCAGAGGAGCCGGACGCGCUCUAUCAGAAGCUGUCGGUGCGGGUCAAAGGUCACGACAGGUCAGUGCUGGACAGCUAUGAGUUCUUCGUGACGCUGGCGGCUCGAGAGCUCGGCCUGAAGCUGGAGAAAGCGUGUGAGCCGCCCAAACACACGGAUAAACUGGCGCUGCUGAAGUCCGUGCACAUCUUCAAGAAGCACCACGUGCAGUAUGAGACCAGGACGCAUCACCGCUGCAUCGAGAUUUCCAGAGUAACCGGGUCGAGCGCUCGGGUUUAUCUGGAGUAUAUUCAGCGUAAUCUGCCGGAGGGCGUUGCUAUGGAGGUCACCAAGACCUCUAUUGAGAAGAUCCCAGAACACAUUCAGAAACCGCUGUGGGACGACUGCAAGCUGGAGCCGUCUGUUUAGAAGCGGCAGCACUAGAUGUGUUUCUCAAAUACAAAGAGCCAGAGCUGCGUGUUUCUGUUCCUGUCCACUGAAACCAGACUCUGUAAACCAUGAGAUCUGAAUAAAUCAGCUUUCCAUUGA
This is a messenger RNA of Sinocyclocheilus anshuiensis, 709 nucleotides long. RefSeq names its product mitochondrial ribosomal protein S10 (gene mrps10). NCBI's taxonomy places the organism in Eukaryota, Metazoa, Chordata, Actinopteri, Cypriniformes, Cyprinidae. Gene Ontology annotation, cellular component: ribosome; mitochondrial small ribosomal subunit; mitochondrion. Gene Ontology annotation, biological process: translation. The record is from RefSeq and is a predicted model, not a curated record. The transcript has 7 exons. Gene Ontology annotation, molecular function: structural constituent of ribosome. Bases 53 to 589 code for a protein of 178 amino acids.